This is a messenger RNA of Salvelinus namaycush (lake trout), 4160 nucleotides long. RefSeq names its product solute carrier family 35 member F5-like. The coding region runs from base 356 to 1810 and encodes 484 amino acids. Gene Ontology annotation, biological process: regulation of peptide transport. The transcript is spliced from 17 exons. The record is from RefSeq and is a predicted model, not a curated record. Gene Ontology annotation, cellular component: membrane. Lineage: Eukaryota; Metazoa; Chordata; Actinopteri; Salmoniformes; Salmonidae.
ACCCCCCUCAUGUCAGGUGCAUUUUACCAGUAGGUCUAUGGUCUCAUGAGUCUUCUCAAGUCCCCCUGUGGAUAGGCCAUGUUUCAAAGGGACCUAGCUCUGACCCUUAGGCACCUCUGGUUUCCCCUCCAAGAUCUGGUGCAUUAGUGCUGGUGCAUUUUCCAACUAAAACAGUUUCAUAAUGGACAAGUUCAGUAUGGUGCCUGUGAAGCCCCAUGUUGGUGUUCCUCUUUCCUGAACUGGUCUGCACAGCAACUCCUAGAGCCAACGCGCCUUUCCUGGGGUCGACCCGAUUCCUGCCUGUUCCGAGUCAGAAAGUCCAAAACUCUGAAGAAUCCUGUAUUAGAAUUUCCAGAUGGUGUGGGUGUUCAUCAUGAACCGGAUUGGUUCUCAGAGCAGCACGGUGGCCCAGCAGAGACGCAUGGCCCUGGGGGUAGUCAUCCUCGUGCUGGUGGACAUCAUCUGGGUUGCUUCCUCUGAGCUCACCUCAUACAUAUUCAAGCGGCAGGAGUACAAUAAGCCCUUCUUCAGCACGUUCACCAAGACCUCCAUGUUUGUGCUGUACCUGCUGGGGUUCCUGCUGUGGAGGCCAUGGAGGCAGCAGUGCACGGGCAGUCUCCGGGGACGACACGCAGCCUUUUUUGCUGAUGCCGAGGCCUACUUUACCCCCUGUAUCAACGACACCAGUUUGAAUGACCAUACCUUAAGUGAACCCCUGUACGUUCCUGUGAAGUUUCAGGACCUUCCCACAGAACAGACAAACUGUGCCAAUGAAGACUGUGAUUCCACCUCUAAAAAACAGCGGGUGCGCUUCAGCAACAUCAUGGAGGUGCGCCAGCUCCCGUCCACACAGGCCCUGGAAGCCAAGCUGUCCCGCAUGUCCUUCCCCGCCGCCAAGGACCAGGAGGCCGUGCUCCGCACUGUGGGCAAGUUCACCGUCACCGACGUGGCCAAGAUCAGCUUCUUCUUCUGCUUUGUGUGGUUCCUAGCCAACCUCUCCUACCAAGAGGCCCUGUCUGACACUCCGGUUGCCAUAGUGAACGUUCUGUCCUCCACUUCAGGUCUCUUCACCCUCAUCCUGGCGGCCGUAUUUCCCAGUAACAGCAGUGACCGCUUUACUCUGUCCAAGCUUUUAGCUGUGGCUCUGAGCAUGGGAGGAGUGGCUCUGGUCAGUUUUUCCAGCAUGGACAGCCCCGAUGGGAACGGUGCUACAGGCUCCCUGUGGUCGUUGGCUGGGGCUGCGCUGUACGCCGUCUACAUCGUCAUGAUCAAGAGGAAGGUGGACCGGGAGGACAAGCUGGACAUCCCUAUGUUCUUUGGAUUUGUGGGGUUGUUCAACCUGCUCCUCCUAUGGCCAGGCUUCCUUGUGCUUCACUACACAGGCUUUGAGGCCUUUGAGCUGCCCAGCAAGCUAGUGUGGACCUACAUCCUCAUCAACGGCCUCAUCGGCACUGUGCUCUCCGAGUUCCUCUGGCUCUGGGGCUGCUUCCUUACCUCCUCCCUCAUAGGCACUCUGGCCCUCAGCCUCACCAUCCCACUGUCCAUCAUAGCAGACAUAUGCAUGCAGAAGGUGAGUUUCUCCUGGCUGUUUUUCGCUGGAGCGGUUCCCGUCUUCCUCUCCUUCUUCAUCGCCACUCUGUUAUGCCACUACAACAACUGGGACCCCGUCAUGGUGGGGCUACGAAGAGUGUUUGCCUUCAUAUGCCGCUCGAAACAUCGGAUUCAAAGAUUGCCAGAGGACAGUGAACAGUGUGAAAGCCUUAUUCCCUUACACACUGUCUCCCAUGACAACGAAAGCUUCUGCUUGUGAUCCACCAGCCAGUCACAGGAUCGUGAAUACAGCGCGGAGCGGCUUGCUGAAGUGACAAUCUUGAAGCAACCAAACAGAGACCUUGAACUACCCCCAGUGCCUCUUAUUCAACCUAUUUAUUCUCUGCCGUGUGGAAUUGACGCUCCAUCUCUACAAGAUGAACUCUUUUUACUUUGUACAGCGUUGAUGCGACUCGUCGUUGACUGAGAUUGUGUGUUUUGCUGUGUUGAAUGUGUAAAAAGAAAAACUUGACGGUACUGAAGAUGCCGGCCUUUUUAUCAAUGAUUCAUAGUGUCAUGUGGCCACUUCAAAAUGCCACACGUUUAAAUAAUCGGACAGAGUGGUUUCAUAAGGAAAAGAGCAAGGUUGUUAUUCCCGUGGCAGCGAUUUUUAACAAUGAAAGGGUCGCUGCUUGUUCACAGGAGUAGGUUUGGGAGCAGGCAAAAUUAAUUCUCGUUAAUGUAGAAAUAGUAUGGGUGGAACAAGUCGGUCAUGGAUUUGAUCAUCAGGCUAUUAGGUGAUUUACACAUCUGAUGUAGAGAUCUUGGCGUAUUCACAAAUAGUCUCAGAGUUAAAGUAUUGAUAAAGGAUCCGUUUUGCCUUUUUAGAUCAUAAUGAAUAAGAUUAUAUAGACAGGGAGGACCUGUCCCUUGAUCAGCACUGCUACUCUGAGACACAGAGUAGUAGUUCCUGUGAACAAGCAGUCUCAGAAGUUUGAGAGUAGGAGACGGCACUACAGCCUAUGAACUACCGCAUUUGAUUUCUCCCCCAUAUUCUACAUCUCUCCAUCUCUGGCCCCUGGCAGCCAGGUAAUGCUGGAUCAUGAAGGCAAACUGUGAUGAAGCCUUUUGUGUGUUAGAAUGGGAACGAACAUUAACCCCUCGACUAAGCUAAGCUGCUAUACAGAAGUUAUAAUGCUGUUGCCUUUCCAACCGAAAACAGUAACCAUCUCAAAACAGGUCUAAAUACUGUACUACGCCAUGAAAUUCGAAUGAAGUAUUCUUACUUUAGUUUGUGUUUUGAAAAAUGACUACUACAAAGACCCUCUGAGUAUCUAGCCUUCGUGUUCUCCAAAAAAUGGUUUACUCCAAUGUUUUUUGUUCUUUUAAAGUCUUGACUGUUAUGACACUAAAAAGGAUUUAAGACAGACCAAGUACAUGGAUUUUCCAGUAUGUUACAGAAGCACUAUUUUUCAUCCAAUUAGAUUCCCAUAGUCGUAAAUAGAAAAUGUUAUUGCAUCUGAGAUUAUUCAUACCACUUCGCUGGGUAUUGCAGAGCUACGAACGGGGACCUGAUCUGAUUGAAUAUCUUUCACCUGUUGAAAACGGACAAUUUUAUGCUAUAAUAGAGUUUCUAUGUCCAACAAUUGUAUUUUAGACACAUUUUGUUUGAUCAGCACAUGAAAUUCAAAUCAAUCACCCACUCACCCUUAUUCUAUUGCUGAUUUUAUUUGACUUAAACACAUGUUUGAUCGGUUAAAGUGAACUGUCUCUUCUGUAACCCUUGAUGUACACCAUGACAAAGGGCAUGUUAUCAAUGUUAUUCCACCAGCUGUCAACCUGUGUACAGAACUUUAUGGAGUGUUUGCCCAGCACCCAUUGUGGAUGGAAGACAUUUUAUGACUUGAGCUCACUGCAGGAAGUAAUAACUUGCCCUGUAAAGUGAAAAAAGUUCAGCCCAUCAAGUGCAUGUUUUACCUUUGUCCAACUCGGUUGUUACUUUCACAUUGUAAAAAAAUAAAAUAAUCAUCUACCCUAGCCAGUAGCUCUUAUUACCAUCAGCUAUGAUUCAUGCACAAAGGAAACCAGCCGUGAGAUGUAUUUGGAUGUUUAAAACAUGUGGUUCCUGUAGCCUAUUUUUACUUGCGAAAAACCCAGCCACUCUGGAACUAUACAUCCUAAGAAAGUUGAUCAUUUGUUUCCUAUCUAAACAUUUAUCAGAUUUCCCCCCAUAUCAUCCAUGUUGAAGUCUCUUAUUCAUGGGCGAGGUGCCAGAUGCAUAAGUGCAUUGUAUAUAUUUUCUCAAAGCUCAUGUUUUUAAAAGGUUUUUUAAAAAAUGUAUUUUUUUCAACGGUUCUUACGAAAUGUGCGUAUAUCGUAUGAAGGUUGUUUUUUUCUUUCUCAGGUACUUUGGUGGAAGGAUGACUUUUUCCUCUGUCCAAUCAGAUUUUGUUUUGAUAAUUUCCUGUCCUUUAUUAAUGGAUCUCUUUUAAAAAGAUGUAUACAGAUUUAUCUAAGUGUGAUUAUCGUAGUUUAGCCUAUCAUCACAGGCUCUUUUAAGAGUCUUUGGUGAAAUUGCGUAAAGUACUUUUUCUAAUGUUAUGCUGCACUAUUAAAACUGAAGAUUUUCA